Suillus clintonianus is the source of this 7263-nucleotide messenger RNA. RefSeq names its product P-loop containing nucleoside triphosphate hydrolase protein. Gene Ontology annotation, molecular function: helicase activity; ATP binding; ATP hydrolysis activity. The record is from RefSeq and is a predicted model, not a curated record. The coding region runs from base 1 to 7263 and encodes 2420 amino acids. NCBI's taxonomy places the organism in Eukaryota, Fungi, Basidiomycota, Agaricomycetes, Boletales, Suillaceae. The transcript has 11 exons.
AUGAGUCGAGCAGCUCAGCUUGAUAAACGGUUUAAUGACAUUCUUAGAGGCAGAGUCGCUGCGGAUGCACGAAGUUACCCUCAAUUAUUGGAAGCGAUUUGCACACAGCAAGACCCUGCAACAUGCAUCAACCAAAUCGUUGAAAGUAGCCAUGGCUCAAGAGCAGUUCAGGCUGCCAUGCGUCACAAUACCAAUAUCCAGUUCCUCAAUGGAACUGCAACAGAGCUUCUCAUAUAUCUCUUCCGAGCAACAGACCUCGGUGACGUCCUGGAUCACUUACUCACCGCCAUAGUUGAUCCCCCCAUCUUUUGGACUGCUUUCAGCCAAGCGUUCGACCAAGGUGAGCUCAAUGAGCCAGCCCAGGAAGUAUUCGCGAAGCUCCUCCUUCGCCUCAUGUCCCUCGCUGCCGGGGAUACCUCGUCGUACCGUGACCUCGCAAAGAAGUCUAGUAUCCUUGCGAGGCUUCUCAAUUCAUCGCAACAGACCGUCAAAGACAUUGGCUACCGUAUCGAACACAUUCUUUCCACAUUCAAGUCCGGCACACCUGUCGCUGCAGUUGGUGGACCUGGCGGUCGUCACGAUAACGACUUCAACGACUUUAGGGAGAUCUCUAUUCUUCCAACUGCAGACGAGAUCCUCUGUCAGCAGCCUCCUUUCAUUCGCCCGAGCGGCGUAUUGGAGGAUCCUGAUGGCGAGGAAACUCGUGCAGCUGACUACCUGGAUAAUACCUUCCGCUUGCUGCGCGAAGACAUGUUAUAUGAGAUGAGAGAAGAGCUUCAGACAGCUAUAGGGCAGAAGAAAGGGCGUCAUCGUGGCCUCAUCAUCGAUGGCGUCAAACUCGAUGGUCUUUACAGCGGUACAGAUGACAGAAAAACUCGGUGGGGCAUCAAGCUCAAAUGCCGAGACGAUUUCAAGUCGAUGAAGAACGUCCCCGACAAGCAGCGCAAGAUUUAUCUUGAAAAAGAUCCCGCGGGUGUCAAAAUUCUUAAACAUCAGUCUCUCGUAUGCAUACUUUCAGGAAAACAAAUCAUUAGUCUCGCAAGCGUUAACCGCGUUGAGGCACUGCUUGCGGAGAAUCCACCCGUCAUUGUACUUCAGCUGGAAGGGGAGGCUAGCAUUUCAAAGACUCUCCUUCAGCUGCAAUCAUCCAACGCCAUUCGACUCAUUCAGAUUGAUACUGCCCUCUUUGCAUUCGAGCCGGUCUUGAAGGCUCUGCAGAAGACACAGUUCAUCCCGCUGUCGGAGGAGCUCCUGUUCUGGAAAGACGGGAACGCCAUCGGUAGCGCUGCGGUGAUCGCGUCUCUUGUCACGCAUCCGCUUGCUAUGAAUCCGUCCGUGGAUUUGAAGCCGCUCCUAGGACUUUCAUCUACUAUCAUUCUGGAUAAGUCGCAGGCGGCAUCGCUUCUAGCAGGACUCACGCAGAGGGUUUCCCUCAUUCAAGGCCCUCCAGGGACCGGUAAAUCAUUCAUCGGCGCACUGCUCGCAAAGGCCAUUCACGAUCACACCGACCAGAAAAUCCUUGUAGUCUGCUACACGAACCACGCCCUGGAUCAAUUCCUGGAAGAUCUCAUGAAGAUUGGCAUUCCGGACAUCAGCAUGGUCCGCCUCGGCGGCAGAGCAAAUGCGCAGGUUGCCCAUCUUGGCAUUGCGGGUCAGAAGAAAGAGCGUUUCACGCGAUCAAAAGCCGACUGGGCCAUCAUUGACAACCUGAAGAGUUCGUCGAAGUUUCACUGCGAUGCUCUGGAGACCGCCAUGGGCAGGUUCAUAGCUUCGAAGAUUAGCUUCAAGGACGUCCUCACGUACAUCGAGUUCGAAGAUCCGGACUACUUUGAUGCAUUUCUCGUACCUGAAGAUGACGAGUCAGGAAUGACUCGUGUCGGUAAGGACGGCAAAGCCGUCGAUGCUGAAGAACUCGUCUUUCGGUGGGCCAGAGGAUUUGACGCUGGGCAGUUCAAAGACGAGCCCAAUGUACGUGAGGCACCUGCUAUCUGGAACAUGCCUCCGGACGCUCGCCGGACCGCGAUGGAUGGGUGGAAGUUGGAGAUACGCAAAUUAAUCCUUGAAGAGAUUUGCACACUUGGCAGAAAUUACAACGAAUGUCAAGAUCAGCUGGCACGCAAAUUCGGGGAAGCCAGGGCGGCAACCCUCAUGGAGAAGAGAAUCAUUGGAUGUACGACGACUGGAGCAGCCAUGUUUGCAAAUGACAUUCGUGCGGCGAACCCUGAUGUCCUUCUCGUCGAGGAGGCUGGUGAGAUUCUAGAAAGCCACGUCCUCACAGCGAUGAGCGAGAACACAAGCCAAAUGAUUCUCAUCGGUGACCACAAGCAACUGCGUCCCAAAGUCAACAAUUACAAGCUGACUGUUGAAAAGGGUGAUGGUUUUGAACUCAACAGAUCACUCUUCGAGCGCCUGGUUCUCCGGGGCUUCCCUCACGAAACUUUGACAGCUCAACAUCGUAUGCGUCCAGAGAUCUCAGCGUUCAUCAGGAAGCUUACGUACCCUGACCUCACGGAUGCUGCCAAGACCCAGGGCCGUCCCGACAUUCGCGGUAUCCAAGACAAUGUCAUCUUCAUCGACCACACUCAUCCCGAGGAUAACGACCUCCGUAUCUCCGACAAAAGCGAUGAGGCUUCGUCGGGGUCGAAACAGAACACCUAUGAAGUAGAAAUGGUUUGGAAGAUCGUGCGCUAUCUUGCCCAGCAAGGCUAUGGGACGGAAAAGCUAGUUGUUCUCACACCAUACCUUGGGCAGCUCUCAAAGCUUCGAGAUGUUCUGAAGACGGACAAUGACCCCGUGCUCAAUGACCUCGACUCGCACGAUCUCAUCCGUGCUGAACUUCUUUCCCAAGCUGACAGUAAGUCGAAGAAGCGCAUCAGGCUUGCCACCAUAGAUAAUUACCAGGGCGAAGAGAGCGAUAUUGUCAUCGCCAGUCUGACAAGGUCUAAUGAUUCCAACGACAUUGGUUUCAUGAACUCUCCCGAACGUCUGAACGUCCUCAUCUCCCGGGCUCGAGAUGGACUUAUCCUGAUCGGGAACUCGCAGACGUUCAUAAAUGCUCGGAGGGGUAAGGAGCUCUGGGGAAAAUUCUUCGAGCUCGUCAAACAAGGCGACCACAUGUACGAAGGCUUCCCGAUCAAAUGCGAACGACACCCAGAUCGAACGGUCCUCAUCAAAUCUGCGUCUGAGUUUGAUGAUCUGUGUCCCGAUGGUGGAUGCACAGAGAUAUGCGACGUCAUGCUGAAUUGCGGCAUCCAUGCGUGUCCGCUAAAAUGCCACCAGAUCGAGGACCAUUCACAAAUGCCUUGUCAACACCCGUACUCGGGUGUGUGUCCUGCCAAACACAAGCUGAAGUGGAAAUGCCAUCAGCAAAUGCCGGACCCUUGUCCAGUUUGUGUCAAGGAAGCUGAACGUGCAGAGGAGAAGCGAAAACGCGAACUCGAGCUGAAGCGGAAACUGGAAGAGGAGGAGCUGCAACGUCAGAUACAACGUGACAAGGAGCAGGAGGAGCACGACUUGCGCAUGGCUGAGCUAGACGCUAAGUUAAAGGCGGAAAUGGAAGCAAUAGGUGACGCUCAGGUUUCACAGCAGCGAGCGAAUGCCUUGAAACAGAAAAUGAAGGAUGUUGAGGCAGCCAGAGCCAAUGCGCAGAAGGCAGCUGCAAACGCGCAGGCGCACGCCAACGCUGCUUUUUCUGCUUCGUCAUCCAAGACGACAAACCCCGUACCUCCUACACCUCCAUCCAAUCCACAAUCAAGCGUACCUCCAGUAAACCCUACUCCACCGCCGAAUCCGCCACCCAAACCGAAACCUUCGACUACCCAAACUCCUUCGACAUCUAAGCCAUCGAAGUCUCAACAACCUGGACCUUCCGCGACGUCACCGAUGAAUGUGACACCUACGUCGGCUGCCCACCAGGACUGGUUGCACCAGAAGCAAGUCAAUAGUGAAAAAAACGACGCCAUCGAUGGUAUCAUGGAGUUGACAGGGCUCGAGGAAGUGAAAGCCCAAGUACUUCGUAUCAAGGCCCAUAUUGACUUGAUGAAACGGCAAGGCGUCCCCACCAACAAGGAGCGCCUUAAUCUGGUUUUGCUCGGUAAUCCAGGAACUGGAAAAACCACAGUCGCAAGGUUGUAUGCACAAUUUCUCGAAUCAGUUCAAGUUCUCCCAGGCGAUGCGUUCAUUGAAACGACGGGUUCAAGCUUGGCACAUGAAGGGGUGGGUGGAGCGAAAAAGCUCAUUGCAGACGCCAUGGCACUUGGAGGAGGCGCUAUCUUCAUCGACGAAGCAUACCAGCUUGUUAGCGAACAUCAGCACACAGGAGGUCAGGUGCUGGACUUUCUCCUUGCCGAGAUGGAGAACCAAGUGGGUACUCUGGUUUUCAUUCUCGCGGGGUACAGCAAGCAGAUGGAAAAGUUCUUCGAGCACAACCCUGGUCUUCCGAGUCGUGUCCCAUACUCCCUCAAGUUUGCAGACUACACCGACGCGGAGCUUCUGACUAUGCUGGAAGCGCUCGUAGAGAAGCGAUAUUCAGGGCAGAUGAAGGUGGAGGACGGCAUCAGGGGCUUAUAUGCUCGAAUUGCAGUGCGUCGACUUGGACGUGGUCGCGGUCGCGAGGGAUUCGGAAACGCUCGGGCUUUACAGAACAUGUUUGCGAAGGUCGCCCAGAGAUUAGCCGAACGACUCAAGAAAGACCGCCAAAAGGGGUGGAUUGCUGAUGAUUUUCUAAUCACCAAAGAGGACUUUAUCGGUCCUGACCCGUCUCAAAUCCUUCCGCAGUGCGCUCCUUGGGAGAAGCUACAGAAAAUGAUAGGUCUCGAUUCCGUCAAAGACUCUGUCCGUAAUUUCUUCGACAUCGUUGACACGAACUAUCACCGAGAGCUUCAAGAGAAAGAGCCCCUUGCGAUGUCUUUGAAUCGCGUCUUCCUUGGCUCGCCGGGAACAGGCAAAACGACAGUUGCAAAGCUCUACGGGCAGAUACUCGCAGAACUGGGGCUCUUGAGCAACAAUGAAGUCGUUGUCAAGAAUCCAUCUGAUUUUGUGGGCGCAUACCUUGGCCACUCGGAGAAGAACACCAAAGCUAUCUUGGACAGUACGGUUGGUAAAAACUCUGGAUCCCAGGACCAGUUCAAGACGACUGUAAUUGACACUUUGGUUGCGGAGAUUCAAAGCGUACCUGGAGAAGAUCGCUGUGUUUUGCUAUUGGGAUAUAAAGAACAGAUGGAAGAUAUGUUCCAGAACGUGAACCCCGGGCUCGCUCGUAGAUUUGCCAUUGAAAACGCAUUCACUUUCGAGGACUUCACUGAGUCCCAACUUCGGGAUAUUUUGGACUUUAAACUGAAGGAUCAAGAUCUUGACGCCACAGACUCGGCGAAGCAGGUUGCCAGUGAUCUUCUGAAUAGAGCCAAGAACCGCCCCAACUUCGGUAAUGCUGGUGAGGUGGAGAACAUCCUUGGUCUGGCCAAGAAUCGCUAUCAGAAGCGUCAAGCAUCAGUGCCUCCUGAUCAACGUUCCGACGUGAUCUUCGAGCCUCAAGACUUCGAUCCGGAUUGGGAACGCGAUCGCAAUGCUGCAGCUAAUCUCACAAAACUCUUCGAGGAUCUUGUUGGUUGUGACGAUAUCGUGACAAAGCUGGGCGAUUAUCAGAAAAUUGCUCGUGCGAUGAAGGUUGCUGGUGUGGAUAUGCGCAAACAAAUUCCAACGAGUUUCAUUUUCAAAGGACCUCCAGGCACUGGGAAAACGACCAUCGCAAGGAAGUUCGGUCAAGUGUAUUAUGACAUGGGAUUUCUUUCUUCAUCCGACCUGAUCGAGUGCUCCGCAUCCGACCUCGUAGGGCAGUACGUGGGUCACACCGGCCCAAAGACGAAGAAACUUUUCGAAAAGGCCUUGGGCAAAGUGCUUUUCGUGGACGAGGCUUACCGGCUCAGUAACGGGCACUUUGCGCAAGAAGCCAUUGAUGAGCUUGUCGGCCUCAUGACCAACGAGAAGUUCAUGAACAAGAUGGUCAUCGUUCUUGCGGGCUACGAGAAAGAGAUGAACACUCUUUUGAGCGUCAAUCCUGGCCUCGCCAGUCGUUUCUCUGAGGAAAUCAUUCUGACCAACAUGCCGGCGGCCAAGUGUCUUCAAGUGCUCGACAAAGAAUUGCAGAAGACACAGAUCGUCUUGUCUGAACUAGCUGACACCUCUACUUCUGCUUACUCCGAGAUGCAGACUAUCAUCGACCGAAUGUCACGCUUGUCGAACUGGGGAAACGCCCGAGACGUCAAGUCCAUUGCCCAGAGACUCAUCCAUCACGCAUUCAGUGCUGUGGCAAAUACUCCUGGGAGUGUCCCAUCGAUCACCGCAGACGAAGCAAUAUCUAUCAUGAAAGAUUUACUCAAUCAACAGCGCCAGCGACUCAAUAUUCCACGCAUAACCACUUCAACCCCGUCAAGUGCACCACCGAUGGCAACGUCCAGCAAUUCCGCCCCUCCUCCACCCCCUUCCCAAUCAGGAUCUUCAUCCGCAACCAAAGGAUCUCAACCACCCAAACCACCACCUAAACCACCUCAGAAGAACCCUCCAUCCAACCAGUCGCCGCAGAAGCCUCCUCCACGAUCAGGGCCGCCCUCCGCACCCAGUGGAUCCCAACCACCGAAUAAGCCACCUAAGCCACACCAGAGGAACCCUUCAUCCAACCAAUUGCCACGGAAGCCUCCUCCGCAAUCAGGGCGCCCCUUCACACCCAGUGGAUCUCAGCCACCUAACAAACCACCUUUACACCCCACCUUACCAACUCAAGGCUCCCCGCAGCCCCAGUCUACCAAUAAUGUUCAGCGUGACCUGGGCGUUUCUGAUGCUGUCUGGAGGCAGUUGGAGGCAGAUAAAGCUGCGGCCGAGGAGGCUAAAAAGAAAGCAAUCGAGGAGGCAAAGUUGCGCAACGCUGAAUUGAGUAGAGCUGCUCAAAGGCAGCAGGCUGCGGAGGCUGCAGCUCGGGCCCUUGCUGCACAGAAGGCACGAGACCAGGCUGAGCAAGAAGAACUAUGGCGCCAGCAAGAAGCGGCUCGACUUCGAGAGUUGGAGGCGAAGGCAGAAAGGGAGAGAGCUGCUGCUGCACUCUUUCAAAUGCGUCGUGAGCAAGAGAGGAAGAAACGUGAAGAAGAGAGGAUACAGCAGAAGUUGAGAAACCUCGGCGUCUGCGUGCAAGGCUACCCAUGGAUCAAACAACUUUCAGGGUACCGUUGCGCGGGCGGCUCUCAUUUUAUUCACGACUCCCAGUUGCGCUGA